AGAGAGAGAGAGAGAAGAGAGCCUAGCAGUUAUGGAACUACGCCGCCGAUCUCCCGUGAAUGCUAAUGUCCGCCCCGAAGAGAGUAUUAGAGUUUCGUGACGGAGAGAGAGAGAGAGAGACGAGUUCCGUUCCGAGCUUCCGAAGAGGUUGUCGGAAGGACGAACUCGCUUCUUCUUCGUCUUUUGGCCUAUAUUUAACUGUGAGCUUUGUGUUUUGGAUCGUCGAUAUAUCGAGCGAAAACACUUUCUCACAAUUAACGAUGCCGAUAUUUACCGUCCAUCGUUCUCCUAUAAACAUUGAUUUACAUGCGUAGCUAUAGACUACUGUGCCAUACACACCUGUAUCCAAUCGCGAGAAAUCGCGAGCGCGUCCGAGUAAUAACAGGCCAUCGCCGCCGGUAUCCGCGAGUAACCGAAAUUUAUUGUCCUGCUGUCUAUGCGUUUUUCCUGCUUUUAACAUGCAUUGCAAUCGUCGAGUGAGGUUAGGCCGCCCUCUACACUGUCGCGCGCGCGGUGACGGACUGACUGUUGCAGAGAGGAACAGCUGAUUCGAAUACUGACGGUUGCACUUUGGCAUUAAUUGACGCUUAAAGCAGAGGAAGAGCUUCUCCGUGAAGACGAGAGUCGGAUCCACUUGUGAGUAGGCAGUAGAUCGUCCUAACGAAGAAAGUGUGUGUGUCUGUGUGUUGCGUUCUUGGAAUCUCUCUUCGAAGCUUUUGGCUUUGUCUCGCCAACUAUCGACGCAAAAGAGCGUCAACUCUCGGCGUUGCACACGACUCCUACAAGUGUAGAAAAUGGCUGCAAUCUGGGGCGAAAUCAGCGCUCUGAACCCCACGUACGCAUUCAAAUGGGUGAUCCGAGACUUCCACGUCGACGGUUACAAGUUAGGCGAGGCGAUAAAGUCGUCCGUCUUUGCAGUCACGAGCAUCAACGACAAGUACCACUGGCAGCUCCUGCUCUACCCGAAGGGCAAUAUCGAGUACCACAAGGAAUUCUGCUCGAUUGGCUUCUUGAAUCGGCAGUGCAGCAAAGCCUUCAGAGGCAGCAUCACCUUCAGUCUCGUCGACGGCAAAGACAACGUCGUACGGAGGAUCGAAAUCGUAGACAGAAUUUUCAGUCCGAAUAAGCUCAACGGAAACCCGCGAUUUUUCCCACGAAGGUUAAUCGCCAAUGUACUGAGAGAUGGAAACCUCACCAUCGUGUGCACGGUAAGAAUGGGCGCGACAAGCCAGGCGGAAAAAGAUGAGAUGAAAGUGGCCGACGAGCGGAUCGACGUGGAUGAGAAAACCGAGGAGAAAGUUGACGACGAGAGCGCGCUGCGUCUACGGGAAUUCGACGACUUCGAGCACCUCCUCGACGAGAAGGCCUUCAGCGACGUGAUCUUCAUCGUCGGGGGUAACACCCUCUACGCGCACAAGUGCAUACUGUCGACGAGGAGCGCCGUCUUCGCCGCCAUGUUUCUGCACGAGAUGCUGGAGAGGCAGGAGAACAAGGUCGAGGUCAAGGACGUCGACUACGACGUCUUCCGGGAGAUGAUGCGCUUCAUGUACACCGGUAAGGUAAAUCGGCUCGAUUCGACUAUGGCCUACGAUCUCUUGAUCGCCGCGGACAAGUACGCGCUGGACACUCUGAAGAACAUGACCGAGAAGAAGCUGUGCGAUGGAUUGACGGAUAGCUCAGCCUUGGAGUAUCUCCAGCUCGCCGAUCGCUAUGGAGCUAAGAAACUGAAGGAAAGGGCCGUCGAGUUUAUCAUCCAGCACGCGGACGUUAUCAUCAAGUCGGAGGAGUUCAAGGCGCUGCCCAACCAACUCGUCAUCGAGAUCUGCGGCGCUAUGGCGAAUAAGAUCACGUAAUUUUAGUUCUCGUGGUUUUUUUUUUUUAAUAUAUUUUUAUAUAUUUUUUUAUUAGAGAGAAGUACAUUUUGUAUGAUUAAAUAAAAUAAAUUAAA
Messenger RNA from Nasonia vitripennis (jewel wasp), 1948 nucleotides. Its product is annotated as speckle-type POZ protein B-like. Gene Ontology annotation, cellular component: cytoplasm. Gene Ontology annotation, biological process: proteasome-mediated ubiquitin-dependent protein catabolic process; regulation of proteolysis. The coding region runs from base 795 to 1853 and encodes 352 amino acids. The transcript is spliced from 2 exons. Gene Ontology annotation, molecular function: ubiquitin protein ligase binding. Lineage: Eukaryota; Metazoa; Arthropoda; Insecta; Hymenoptera; Pteromalidae. The record is from RefSeq and is a predicted model, not a curated record.